AGAUCACGUCCUCUACACCGAGACUGGUAGGCUCAUACUGAGUAUUCUAUUUAGGUCGGCGGGUUAAGUUUAUUAGACCAGACCAACCUCCGGGAAACAAUAGGUUGAAAGAACUACAUUUUAGCCUAAGAUGUCCAAGCAUCACAUACGCCGGGCUACAGCAGAUGAUUUCCAAGCCGUCAUGGAUAUUGGGGAUGUCCUUUUCGGACUGGACUAUCUUCCACAACAUUACCACACCUUCAUUGACGACCCGAAUGCCAGAUCAUACGUAUACCUUGUCGGCGAGGAAAUCGUUGGAUUCUGCAGUCCGCACAUCAUCGAUAACGGGACGACGUUCCUUAUGCGAGGAAGCAGGGUCAAGGACGGCUUCCGAGGCCAAGGGAUUUAUGGCCGUCUUCUGAAGCAUGUCUACGAUGAUUUCACAGACACGGACACCAUAAAACGUGACGUCAUGACGACUAACAACGUAAACUAUGAGAAGAACGGAGGCUUAAAGAAAACGCACACGUUUAUCUCAAAGAAGGAAACCCUCAACUAUGGAACCAAAUUAACAGAUGUAAAUCUACCCGUGAUAUCUGCUGACGAUCGUCCCAAAACAUUCACGGCUGCGGACAUGAAGUUACUUUUAGAUUGUAAGGAAUCAUGCGAGGAACUAUUUCCGGACGGCAAAAUGGUAGUGGCGUGGCUGCCUCUUGACCUCCUGCCUGCCAAUUUGAAGUACAUGGUGCCACCAGACUCAUUUGCGUUGCAGUCAAGGGCAGAUAAUACACACGUCUCUCUUCUCACAGUUGCAUCAACUGUCAAAUGCCAACGGGGCCUGAGAUAUUUUUGCGACGUUUUCGGAAGGGACGCGACAUCACUGCGACACCAUUUAGUGAGCCACUUGCACAACGCGCGCAGUUUGACUGAAGGUUUUGUGGUAUUUGAGAUCAUCAUUGAAACCAGCCUUCGCGUCAUUGCUGGUGAUAUCAUGAAGGAUGUGGGUGUUCCAAUUCUAGAUCUUGCCAAACAAGCCAUGGUACUUCUUGAAAAACCGUUUGGGUAACUUGCUUGAAACAGCUAAUUUCAUCAUUUCGAAGAGAUUUUAUUUUAACGAGACUUGUAUUUUUGUACUCAGUUAUAUUCGUUGUUCCUGGGUGACAGAGUUUUUACAGUGCAAUAGGAUCAAGUUAUAGAGAGUUUGGCUGCAACUAUGAGACCCUUCGGCCCUGGGUAUACCUUUCGCCGGGGGCUCAAUGCAAAACCUAUGGGCCAACACGCAGAUUUGUCCAUACCCAUAGGUGAUUGCACUAAAUUAUGGUCAUGGUGUACGGACGUGGUUUGGGUGGCCAAUAUCGGUGUCUUAGUUGCAUACCUGCCAUUUUACGGGUACCGUGUGGGACGCUGUUCCUGAUGUGUCUGGUCCGGAACAGAAAAAGUCAAACACAUUCCAAAAAAUAUUUUUUACAUAACACCUGAAAGUACAAGUGUUCCCUUAUUCUUUUGCAGGUUCCUUGACAAGCUUUGUAUUGCACGGUGGGUAAAAUUCUGGAACAAAAUAAAGGAACACUUGUACUUUCAGGAGUUCCCGUAUUCGUUCCCAUGAGUAUAUAUUCAGAUUUGUCUACAGUGUCGGGAAUGUAUAUAUAUAUAUCCAGCUUUUACACUGUAAAGCUUUGUCCCGUUUACUGUACAUGUCAAGGUCUAUAAGACACAAGGUUGACUUAAGCAGAAUAAAUAUGUUCAAUGGAUACAAUAUAUUUGGGUUCCAAA
Haliotis rubra (blacklip abalone) is the source of this 1752-nucleotide messenger RNA. Its product is annotated as histidine N-acetyltransferase-like. The transcript is spliced from 4 exons. Lineage: Eukaryota; Metazoa; Mollusca; Gastropoda; Lepetellida; Haliotidae. Gene Ontology annotation, molecular function: acyltransferase activity, transferring groups other than amino-acyl groups. The record is from RefSeq and is a predicted model, not a curated record. The coding region runs from base 131 to 1045 and encodes 304 amino acids.